CUUGGUCCUUGCUCCAUUGAUCUCGAACCGCGGCACUGAGCCGCACUUAGGCCCAUCUAGUUUCCAAUCUAUUCCCAGUUCGUUCCCGCUGUUUGACUCCACCCACGUUGCAGUUUUUUCUCCUCUGCCCUCUAACACGUAGUACUUGCUGUGUGUUUUUUUGCGCAAAAUUCGUUAUCCAGGCUUUCCAGCUUCAUGGUUCCUUGGACGACCGGCGGCGUUAGUCCCCUCUUUCGCCGACGAGUUUAGGACUUAAGUUGGUUUGCACGAUGGGGAGCUAAAGGUUUAAAAGAGGCGUGUCGUUCCCGCCUUCCGACGAUAUCAUUCUACUCUGUACUCACAAGCUUCCUGUUCUCUUAUAUAUAAGAUCAUUUCUUUUAUAACAAAACAAGAAACAACCUUUCUCCAGAUACCCCUUCUUCCUAUUUUUUCACACCACACACAUAAAUCACAAUGGCCGCUACCGACUACAAGUUUGAGGGCUGGGUUGGCCUCGACGAGAAGUCCUCCGAGGGCAACAUGGUCUGGCAGGAGUACGAGCCCAAGCCGUGGGAGGAGAACGACGUCGACAUCCAGAUCACCCACUCCGGUGUCUGCGGCUCCGACAUCCACGUCCUGCGCUCCGGCUGGGGCCCCGCCCCCUACCCCGUCUGCGUCGGCCACGAGAUCGUCGGUGUCGCCGUCCGCGUCGGCUCCAAGGCCGUCGGCGGCAUCAAGGUCGGCGACCGCGUCGGUGUCGGCGCCCAGUCCGACUCCUGCCUCGGCCGCCAGGGCCCCUGCGAGCCCUGCGAGACCAAGAACGAGCAGUACUGCCCCAAGUCCGUCCACACCUACGGCCACUUCCACUACAACGGCGGCAAGGCCAUGGGCGGCCACUCAAAGUACCACCGCUGCCCCUCCCACUUCGUCGUCAAGAUCCCCGACGGUCUCGAGUCCGCCUACGCCGCGCCCAUGCUGUGCGGUGGUGUGACCGUCUUCUCCCCGCUUAAGCAGCACGGCGCCGGCCCCGGCAAGACCGUCGCCAUCAACGGCGUCGGCGGCCUCGGCCACAUGGCCAUCAUGCUCGCCAAGGCCAUGGGCGCCGACAAGGUCGUCGGCAUCUCCCGCAAGGGCGACAAGCGCGACGAGGUCCUCAAGAUGGGCGCCGACGGCUACAUCGCCACCAGCGAGGAGCCCGACUGGGCCAAGACCUACGCCAACUCCUUUGACAUUGUCAUCUCCACCGUCUCCUCCGCCAAGGUCCCCAUGCAGGACUUCCUCAACCUCGUCAAGCUCGACGGCUCCCUCGUCCAGGUCGGUCUCCCCGACGACGGCGCCUACACCAUCUCCCCCGUCCCCAUGGUCAUGCGCCGCGUCAAGUUCACCGGCUCCCUGAUCGGAUCCCCCCACGAGAUCCGCGAGAUGUGGGAGCUUGCCGCCGAGAAGGGCGUCAAGCCCUGGAUCCAGGUCCGCCCCAUGAGCGAGGCCAACCAGGCCAUCGUCGACUUGGAGGAGGGCAAGGCCCGCUACCGCUACGUCCUCGAGAACUAAGCGGGAGGAGAUUGUGUGUUUUCAAAACAUGAUCGAACCGUUUUCUGGGGAUGCUGUACAUAAGAUGAGGUUGAUGACAUGACUUGGGUGCAUAGAAAGGGC
Messenger RNA from Colletotrichum scovillei, 1632 nucleotides. RefSeq names its product zinc-binding dehydrogenase. Lineage: Eukaryota; Fungi; Ascomycota; Sordariomycetes; Glomerellales; Glomerellaceae. Gene Ontology annotation, biological process: alcohol metabolic process. The transcript has a single exon. Bases 454 to 1530 code for a protein of 358 amino acids. Gene Ontology annotation, molecular function: zinc ion binding; alcohol dehydrogenase (NADP+) activity. The record is from RefSeq and is a predicted model, not a curated record.